AAUAAAAAGAACAUGAAAAUUAAUAAAAGAACAAAAGCUUAAGAGAAAACAAGCUUAAAUAAACGGCCCACAAACUGGAAGAAAGUCUAGCGUGUAAAACAAUUUUUGUUUUUUAAAUCCAUGCCACUGACGGAACGCCACUUCCAUCAGCCCAAACUGUUAAAAUUUUGAAUUUCAAACUACUUGCUUAAUUUGUCAAAAUGACACAUCGGUGAUGUAGAACUUAUUCGGUGAUCUAUCUGAAGAGGAAGAGGAAGAGGAAGAGGUCGAUUCCGAGCACGAGUCCAAUCCGCAGCCCAGUUUUGUAUGAUCCUCUAAUUUCAAGUUUCCUUUCUAUUCUGAUUCCAAAAGCAUGAUUGGGAAUGAGUAGGGUUUCAAUUUGUUCCGUAAUCUUAGCCGAAGGAAGAUAUAGGUUGUGCUUUUGUUAAUGGCGGUGGAUGAUUUGGAUGAAAGUAUGUAUCUUGGGGAUUUUUUUUUGCUUGCAGUUGUUUAGGCCUGGACUGAAGAAGUUUUGUGGAAUGAGAUUCUUAUGAGUAGUCAAUUUUAGUGGGAUUGUUGUUUCAAUCUGGAUAAUGAAUGAUGUCGUUUUCCUAUUCGGUCUGUCCUUUGAUGGUGUAGCAGAUCUGGAAUUUUGUGAAAUGCUCUUUCUGAUUAGAAAUAUAGAUUUGGUUUUAAAUUAUUUUCUUAACUGUUUGGUUCUGAUGUGCUUUACCGAUAAAUCAAGGGUUUGCAAGAUAUUUUUUUGUUGUUCUUUUUAAAUGGUGGGUGUUAUCAUUUUCUCUCUUUUUUCAUAUCUGUCUUGCCAUUGACUGGGGAUGUGGGUGAUACUGCUACCCUGUCUGUAACAAGAUUAUCUAUUGUGCUACUGCACUUUCUACUAUCAGCGGAGACCUCUACAGGGUUGAUCAAAGAGGGGCUUCAAUCUUACUAAAGCAUUUCAGGACUAUAACAACAAAAUGGUGCAAUUAUGAGCAGGAAAGAGUAGCAAGAGCAAACUUACAACUGUAAAGUUCAAGACUCCGGAGUCAGUGGAUGGAUGGGAAGUUCGUUGGGGGGCUUACUUUCAGGAUGUGGUUGCUUCUAAGUAUGAUGGAGGAAUGGAUGCCAAGUUCGAAUGCACUUUCACCGGAGAUGCUGUUUCCUCCCGAUAUGUUUUCACCAGAGGAGGGUAUGUUGCACAGCUUCCCAAAAUGAAAUUCAUGAAAUUACCUGAUGAAUUUGCCGCGCAGCUGCAACAUUUCGUGAAUUUGAGAAGCAGCUGUGCAAGUUCAGUGGAUGAUGCGAUCUGGGGUGCUGAAAAUGCCACAUUGAAAGCUGAGAUGAGUGGAAAGAAGCUAAUGCACUCAUGGAACAACUUAAGCUCAACCCUCAACUUCAGACGUUUCAAGCGUGGCUUUGGGAUUCUGCAACUCUUUCCCGGGUUUAAGGACUAUCAAGGUGCUUAGGGUUUGCGUUCGGUGUUUGAAUUAAGUAACUUUGGGUUAAACCAUUCUGUAAUAUCAGUAGGUUUGUUUUAGGUAUCUUAUGGUUUUAGAAUUGCCUGUGUACAAAGGAUUAUUAUGGCAACGAGAUCAUGUCGGUCUGGGAAGCUCUUUUGA
Messenger RNA from Pyrus x bretschneideri (Chinese white pear), 1598 nucleotides. RefSeq lists its product as uncharacterized. Lineage: Eukaryota; Viridiplantae; Streptophyta; Magnoliopsida; Rosales; Rosaceae. The record is from RefSeq and is a predicted model, not a curated record. Bases 1098 to 1445 code for a protein of 115 amino acids. The transcript has 5 exons.